Molecule: messenger RNA, 1396 nt
Organism: Linum trigynum
Lineage: Eukaryota; Viridiplantae; Streptophyta; Magnoliopsida; Malpighiales; Linaceae
Source: the annotation of a GenBank genome assembly
CCUAUUCCUCGAUUAGAUGACAUGCUUGAUGCAAGAGAAGAGGCCCAUUGCAUAUUUCAGCGAGAAGUUGAGCGGAGCUACGCUUAAUUACCCGACUUAUGAUAAAGAGCUUUAUGCGCUUGUUCGAGCUUUGGAGACUUGGCAACACUACUUGUGGCCAAAGGAAUUCGUCAUACAUACUGAUCAUGAGUCUCUCAAGUAUUUGAAGGCCCAACACAAGUUGAACAAGAGGCAUGCUCGUUGGGUGGAGUUCAUUGAAUCAUUCCCUUAUGUGAUCAAGUACAAGCAAGGCAAGGAGAACAUAGUUGCUGAUGCAUUAUCGCGAAGAUACACGUCGAUCACUACCAUGGAUGCAAGAUACCUUGGAUUCGAGCAAAUCAAGAGCAUCUAUGAGGAGGAUUCUGAUUUUCGAGAGAUUUACAAGCUUUGUGAGAAGCAUGGAGAAGGGAAGUACUAUCGACAUGAGGGCUACUUGUUUCGUGGUAAUCAACUUUGCAUACCACGUACUUCACUUCGAGAAUUGAUACUACGAGAAGCUCAUGGAGGAGGAUUGAUGGCACACUUUGGUGUAGCCAAGACUUUGAGUUGCUUACAAGAGCAUUUCUAUUGGCCACAUAUGAAAAGAGAUGUGGAGAGCUUAUGUGCUAGAUGUGUAGAGUGCAAGCAAGCUAAAUCGAAGGUGCAAUCGUCUGGAUUGUACACUCCACUACCCAUUCCCUCAUUACCGUGGGUUGAUAUAUCUAUGGACUUCGUAUUGGGGCUUCCAAGGACAAAGAGAGGUCGAGAUUCUAUCUUUGUGGUGGUGGAUCGAUUCUCAAAGAUGGUACAUUUCAUUCCAUGCCAUAAAACUGACGAUGCGGUUAAUGUGGCGGAUCUGUUCUUCAAAGAGGUGGUGUGCGAGGCGACAUACCUCAUCCCGAGAACGUGGUGGUUCCACUCUUGGUGGCAUCAUGUUCCAAAACAUGAUAUAUCUGCAACGUCAAGCUAGUGACGUCGGCAGGCAACCCAACAGAGAUUUGUUUUCUUUUCCUUAUUUUCGUUUUUGUGAGUCAAGUGAAGAGUUCUAAUGGUCGAGUGGUAUCCCCGUGCCACGUUUUGUGAUUGUGAAUUUUGAGGUUGUGUCGUGAUCAAUCGAAGGCACGGUGGAAUAGGUCGAGUCAAAAAAAUUCAGAAGUGUCCUGUUUUCACUAGUGUUCACGGACGGAUUGCCAAGUUCAUGGUCUUACAAGACCGUGAACAGGCCAGCGCAUCCGUGAACCAGGCACUUCCACGUGUGUAACACUUGUUGACCAUCCCCAGUUCACGGACAAAUUGCAGAGUUUGCGGUCUCUAAGACCAUGAACUAGCAAACGUGUCCGUGAACUGCGAACCUCGCCUAUAAAAGGGGCGUGAACGU